This is a messenger RNA of Acanthocheilonema viteae, 387 nucleotides long. The record is from the annotation of a GenBank genome assembly. Lineage: Eukaryota; Metazoa; Nematoda; Chromadorea; Rhabditida; Onchocercidae.
AUGUUCAUUACAGAUCAAAGUGUCGCUGCAAUUGUUGCGCUUUCGAUACUUCUGAUAACACUUACCGCGGUGCUUAUCGUUUUUGCAGUCAUCAUCUAUUUGUAUUGCAUGAAGAAGAAAUUAUUUUCACAGCUUCUAGCAAUUCUCAGGAAUAAAAGUCGGAAAAAUGGAGCAGAAUCAGUGGAAAGAAAGAUAACACUACCAAAUGGUACAUUAAUAACCUUAGCAUGUAGGCCAGGUCAACAUCGUUGCAGUAUAACUUCAGUUCAUUUUAACUCAUUCGAACGUAUGCCAACAAUUCUCGAAGAAGCUGAAGAUGAUAUCGAAUCACGAAUGUCAAAUCGAGAAUUAAAUGAAGCAUAUACAGUAAAUCAACUUACAUCGUGA